AUUGUGUAUUGAAAGUUGUUUUUUUUCCCCCCUGGUGUGUGUGUGUGUUGGAUUAAGGAGAUUAAGUCGUUGUUUUCUAUGCUGGAGUUUCCCUGAGAGAAUAUAUAUUUAGAGAGGUGGUAAGCCGUGCGCUGAAAUUUUAUACAUUUAAGGAAGAGAACCCGGGGACAAGGAUGAGCACCUGUCUUUUCUUAUACAAGUGCUGAAGAUUUAUUUCCAUUGGGUUUCACCUGAGGACAUGAGUGGAUUGUACUUCAUUCUAUUAGAUUAGAACUCGGCUGCAGUAUGUGCGGCUCACAGUUUGCCUGGAUCUUGCACAGCCUGACCCAAUAACCAGGACUUGGCAUGACAGCUGUGGGGCAAAGUAUUGUGCAAGAUAUGGCUGUCAUUAUUAAACUGCUGAUGCUGACCAGUUUGUGGCCAGGAGCUGUGCUCAGUGGGUUCCAUUCUCUAAGGCAAAAGCCUUAUUCUCCCCAGCACCUUCAUCAUCCUCACCAAGUCGUCCGGCAGGAAGAUGAAGAGCACAACCACCCGGCGCCCAUGAGAGACAACCGAAAAAAUGCCAGCAAAAUGAGAAGAAUAGACAGCACCAAAGUUCGUCAGGUGAAAUCAGAGCAACUUCUACGCAUCGAUGACCAUGAUUUUGCGAUGAGACCGGGAUUUGGAGGUUCGGCCAUUCCUGUGGGUAUUGAUGUGCAGAUAGAAAGUAUAGACAGCAUUUCCGAGGUGGAUAUGGAUUUCACCAUGACGUUGUACCUCAGGCAUUACUGGAAAGACGAGCGCCUCUCCUUCCAAAGUACCAAUAACAGAAGCAUGACAUUUGAUGGGCGGCUGAUUAAAAAGAUUUGGGUUCCAGACGUGUUUUUUGUUCAUUCCAAGCGUUCCUUUAUCCAUGAUACAACUAUGGAGAACAUCAUGUUGCGGGUUUAUCCUGAUGGCAACGUCUUGUUCAGUCUAAGGAUAACCGUGUCAGCCAUGUGCUUUAUGGAUUUCAGCAGGUUUCCUCUGGACACGCAGAAUUGUUCCCUUGAACUGGAAAGCUACGCUUACAAUGAAGAGGAUCUCAUGCUGUACUGGAAGCGAGGGAACGAGUCGCUGAAAACCGAUGAACACAUCACACUCUCGCAGUUCUUCAUUGAAGAGUUCAGUGCAUCCAACGGACUGGCUUUUUACAGCAGCACAGGUUGGUACAACAGACUAUUCAUCAAUUUCAUCCUCAGACGACAUAUUUUCUUCUUUUUGCUUCAGUCUUACUUUCCCGCCAUGCUCAUGGUCAUGCUGUCCUGGGUUUCUUUUUGGAUUGACCGAAGAGCAGUACCAGCGAGGUUAUCACUAGGUAUUACCACUGUGCUGACCAUGUCCACCAUCAUCACAGGAGUGAGUGCCUCAAUGCCUCAGGUGUCUUACGUCAAAGCCGUGGACGUGUACUUGUGGAUCAGUUUCCUUUUUGUUUUCCUCUCGGUCAUCGAAUACGCCGCUGUGAAUUAUCUAACCACCGUCGAAGAAAGGAAGCAGCUCAAACGCAGAGGGAAGUCUUCAGCAACACUGAACCUCGAAGCGGUACAAGCCAUGGCGUUCGAUGGCUGUUACCAUGACAUUGACGCAGAUUUGAAUUUCUCUGUGCACUCGGAAGAGAGUUCCUCACGGGGACGUGCCGCCAGCGUGGCCACCUUAGACGCCAUGCGUAUCAGGAGGAAGAAGUCCAUCAGAGGAAACGUCAGCAGAAUAAUCCUGGAGAACAAUCACGUCAUUGACACCUAUUCCAGGAUCAUAUUCCCCACGGUGUAUAUAGUGUUUAACUUUUUCUACUGGGGCAUGUACUUAUAAAAAUAAUAGACUGUUGUAUAGCAAAAUGUAUAUAUGAUCUUAUUUGUUUUCCUUCAGACUGUAACCAGAAAUAAACAUUCAUGCAGAAGAGUAAA
This is a messenger RNA of Xenopus laevis (African clawed frog), 1922 nucleotides long. RefSeq names its product gamma-aminobutyric acid (GABA) A receptor, rho 3 S homeolog (gene gabrr3.S). Lineage: Eukaryota; Metazoa; Chordata; Amphibia; Anura; Pipidae. The coding region runs from base 346 to 1827 and encodes 493 amino acids. The record is from RefSeq and is a predicted model, not a curated record. The transcript has 9 exons.